AUGUUCGGGGCCCAUUCAAUUGGGGUUUCUCACUGUAGUUCGUUCACCGGAGAUCGUCUGUAUAACUUCAGCGGCCGAGGCGGUCAAGAUCCUUCCAUGGACUCUAAAUAUGCUCUUCAGCUCAAGGCCAAAUUCCCCCCUUCAGCUUCAAACAACACCGUUGUUCCACUGGAUCGUCUCACUCCCACUAAGUUGGACGCGAAAUACUAUGUAGAUUUGCAAUACAAGCGUGGACUGUUGAAAUCUGAUCAAACGUUGAUGUCAAAUGAUGCCACGUCUAGACAGGUGAACAUUAACGCCAAGUACCCCAAGAUUUGGAGGGAAAAUUUUAGAAGGGCAAUGAUAAAGAUGGGUGCAAUUGACGUGCUGACGGGAUCGCAGGGAGAGAUAAGGAAACAGUGCCAUGUCCCCAACUAG
Molecule: messenger RNA, 417 nt
Organism: Cryptomeria japonica (Japanese cedar)
Lineage: Eukaryota; Viridiplantae; Streptophyta; Pinopsida; Cupressales; Cupressaceae
Product: peroxidase 5-like
Exons: 2
Coding region: 1-417 (138 amino acids)
Biological process (GO): response to oxidative stress
Molecular function (GO): peroxidase activity; heme binding
Source: RefSeq, a predicted model, not a curated record